Molecule: messenger RNA, 294 nt
Organism: Cladocopium goreaui
Lineage: Eukaryota; Dinophyceae; Suessiales; Symbiodiniaceae
Source: the annotation of a GenBank genome assembly
AUGGAACGCUACGACGUCUCCGUGGACCGCGAGCCCGCGAAGGUCGUAGCGCAGGUCGAGGAGACUGAGACAGAUGUCAGAGGUGAUUACAACAUCGCGGGCUCCAACCACAACAAGCCGGCGUACAAGAAAGAGCAGAAGGUGAGUGGUUUGGAUGUGAUGCUCUAUUACUGGGACGACCGCGACGGCGUGGCGUUCUGUGGCUGGUGGUUUGGCCCAAAGAUCGGCGGCGACCAGGCGGAAGGGCCCGGGGGGGGAAACGUUGGUGGUUUUCGCAACGGAACAUGCGGGUGA